This is a messenger RNA of Aspergillus terreus NIH2624, 1692 nucleotides long. RefSeq lists its product as uncharacterized. The record is from RefSeq and is a predicted model, not a curated record. The coding region runs from base 1 to 1692 and encodes 563 amino acids. Lineage: Eukaryota; Fungi; Ascomycota; Eurotiomycetes; Eurotiales; Aspergillaceae. Gene Ontology annotation, biological process: secondary metabolic process. The transcript is spliced from 6 exons.
AUGACACCAGGCUACUUCACACUAAAAGGCCGUGACGAGACCGCCGAAGGUCUGGACCGCAAAUUUGCCCUCCACUACUACGCGCGUAUGCGAUUCAUCAACCAAUUACUCCCUCUCUUGAGGGCCGCUGCAGAGGACCCCUCGGUCGACGCCAGUGCCAGACUCUCGCGUGUGGUGUCUGUCCUAGAUCCGCACGCGGCUGUCCGUGCCCGCGGGACUGGGACACUGGACUACUCAGACCUCAGUCUGAAGAACACGUUCACGCUUGCCAAAUGCGCGGCGCAUGCGAGUCUAAUGGGAAACUUUUACCUGGAGGAUAUGGCGCGGCAGCAUCCGCAGACCUCCUUUGUUCAUGCGUAUCCGUCCGGUGUGGCUACGGGCAUCAUGCGUGAGAUACCCGGGGGAAACGUUUUGGCUGUCGUUCUGAAGACGCUGCUACGUCCUUUCAUGGUCCCGCUUGAAGAGAGUGGAGAGAGACAUCUGUUCGCGGCGACGAGUGGGAAGUUCCCACCCAAGGUUGACGGGGCGAGGGCGGAAGGCGAUGUGGCUGUUGGUAGCGACGGGGCCAAAGGGAGUGGUUGUUACUGGGUGAAUUGGGAUGGUGAGGCACUCCCAUCGAACAAGAAACUGGACAAGACGAGGGAGACGGGUGCGGUAGAGAAGGUUGUACAGCAUACCAAUGAGGUCUUCGAGGAGAGCUUGCUGCGGAUACCAGCAAUGAGCGUCAGCGAGGCUGCGGAACUCACGAAGUGGCGCAUCUGGGAUGGGGAACUAGUUUAUCUCGAAGUGAGCAACCGGAAAUCUGAGAGCCUUCCCUGGCCCCUCUCUUCCACCCUCUCAAAUACUUCCGGGAUGUCUUCUCCAGACUCUUCGUCUUUUAAAGAGCUUCGCAGUACCAUCCCACUCUCUGUGCAAAAUAUCUACAACGCCAUCGUCCGCGAAAUUCCCACAAUCACAGCUUUCACAGAGAUUGUCUACGAAGACGUCGCCCCUGUGGUCGGGGAUCUUAUUACUCGAUCGCUUGCCGAGUCGGCCGUCAUCGAGCAGCAUAACGUGAGGGUCAAUUUUAACUCUGUAACCCAAACAUUGUGGGUAAGAGUAAUGCCCACUGAACUACACAAUGUGCAUCAGAGAUGGAUGCGCUACGCUUCUUCACAGUGGACCCGCAACGGUCUUCUGAGCUGUCCGGAGGAUAUGCUUCUAGAUAUUGGCGUUGGGACCAGGUUCGAUGGUUUUACCGGCCAAUAUACACUGUCUUCGAAAGAACCAGAUCUGUUUUUACGGCCUGGGCCAAACGAUCUGCCUCUAAUUGUUAUCGAAAGCGGAUGGUCCGAAUCGUGGCCACGUUUACGCGCCGACAAAGACUUAUGGCUAAACGGAUCCGGUCAGGUAAACGCCGUCGUCUUGCUCAAAUGGUCUAAGAUCUCCAACAACAGAGUGAAGGGUACUGCUGAAGUUUGGCGCAGAGGUGCCGGCGCUGAUCUUACCGUGGAUGCAAAGAUUAUCUUCCCUGCACCUAAUCCUGCGACCGCCCCCGGCACUGAUAUUAUCGAGUUCAGCAGACAGGAUCUCUUUGGUCAACACAUGCUUCCUGGAGGAAACCCCACAGAUAUCUUCGCUUUGGACCUGGAGCAUUUGCGUCUUUUUACUCGAGAGCGGCUGACGCGGUUAAUGGGACUUACUCCGGCCUAA